AACACAAAAGGAAAAGCUGAUAUGGGUUCUCUCUUACCUCCAAAGCUUCCCUUGAUAGAUUUCUGCAAAAAAGACGUGAAGCCGGGAAGCACUUACUGGGAUUCAGUGCAGAAAGUGGUUGUCAAAGCACUCGAAGAGUUCGGUUGUUUUGAGGCCCGAUAUGAUAAGAUCAGUGUCGAGCUUCACAACGAUGUCUUCAAGCAAUUGGAAGAUCUGUUCAAUCUUCCGGCCGGGACGAAGCGCAGUUUCGUCGACCCCCAAAGGCCAUUCGACGGCUUCGUCGCAGACCGACCUCUAUCACCUCUCUACGAAGCAAUGGGAGUCUCUGGCGUCCUGUAUUCCGGGGGCAUUGGGAAGUUAGCCAGUCUCAUGUGGCCUCAGGGAAAUCCAAAAUUUUGCGAAACACUGAAUCCGUAUGCACUGAGGCUCUUCGAGUUGGAAUCACUGAUCACCAGGAUGGUGUUCCGAAGUUUCGGCGUGGAGAAAUAUCUGGACACGCAUACCGACUCCUUGAACGACUCGAUCCGGUUCAAUAGAUACAAAGCUCCGAUGACUAGGGAGACUCAGAUCGGAGCAACUGUGCACUGUGAUAAGAACUUCUUGACCAUACUUCAACAAAAUCACGUGAACGGGUUGGAGAUGCAAACAAAGGAUGGAAAGUGGUUUCGCGUCGAGCCUUCUGCUUCCAACUUUAUAGUCAUGGCUGGAGAGUCAUUUCUAGCAUGGAGCAAUGGCCGAGUGCACAGCCCGAGACACCGGGUGAUGGUGAGUGGGAACGAGACGAGGUAUUCGACUGCUUGGUUCUCAUCCUUACGAGGGGUGAUCCAGUGCCCGCCGGAGCUGGUGGACGAGCAACACCCUUUGCUCUUCAAGCCUUUCGAGGAACUUGGUCUUCUCCGAUUCUACGAAACAGAACAAGGCUUCAAGGCCGAGUCGACUCUCAAGGCCUACUGUGGUGUUUGA
This is a messenger RNA of Rhodamnia argentea, 963 nucleotides long. Its product is annotated as probable 2-oxoglutarate-dependent dioxygenase AOP1. The record is from RefSeq and is a predicted model, not a curated record. The coding region runs from base 22 to 963 and encodes 313 amino acids. NCBI's taxonomy places the organism in Eukaryota, Viridiplantae, Streptophyta, Magnoliopsida, Myrtales, Myrtaceae. The transcript has 3 exons. Gene Ontology annotation, molecular function: dioxygenase activity.